Molecule: messenger RNA, 978 nt
Organism: Neltuma alba
Lineage: Eukaryota; Viridiplantae; Streptophyta; Magnoliopsida; Fabales; Fabaceae
Product: ankyrin repeat-containing protein NPR4-like
Exons: 4
Coding region: 1-978 (325 amino acids)
Cellular component (GO): membrane
Source: RefSeq, a predicted model, not a curated record
AUGUUACCAAAUUCUCCAAUUCUCAAACCAGAAGACGACUCUGUUGUGGGUCCUGAGUUUCUCCGAACCUGUUUGAGAAUUGGAGAAUUUGAUAUUAAAAUACCAUCAACAACAACCAUUGGGCAUUUCUGCGAAGAUAUUCAGCAAGAAGGCGAGGGCAGCAGAGCUGCUCAUCAAGGAAUGAAGGAAAUAUAUAAGAUGAAGCUGCAGCAUGCACAAGCAGCUGAAAUCCUAAACCUAGUUUGUCAGAAUCUGAUGCUUUUGCCUGACGACAAUAAGAACGUCAUUAGGACCGCACUGAAUUUUGCAGCUGAGCAAGAGAAUGCUGAGUUUGUUUUGCGAGUAACGAAGGCAAAUCCAGAGUUAAUCUCUCUGGUUACAAAUGUUCACACAAGCUUUCCUGUUUUCUUCAGAACCGUUGUUGAAUGUCGUAAAGCUGCGGUUUUCAGCCUCUUCCGUGGUUUUCACUUUAAGAUUAUGGCAGCAGCAACAGCAGCAGAAGAGACAACAAAUAACUUGCUGCAUGCAGCAGCCUCGUUAGCUCCUGAUUCCUACCUUAGCAGAAUCUCCGGUGCCGCACUGCAGAUGCAAAGAGAACUGCAAUGGUUCAAGGCUGUCGAGAGUGUGGUGGAUCCUGGAUAUAGGCUACAUCAAAACAAGAAGGGGCUGAUUCCUCUAGAAUAUUUCAAAGAAAACCACAAAGAGCUAAGGGCUCAAGGAGAAAAGUGGAUGAAGGAAACAGCGUCUUCUUGCUCAGUUGUUGGGAUUCUAAUUGUUACUAUCAUGUUUGCCGCAGCUAUAACAGUUCCUGGAGGGAACAAUCAGAAUUCAGGGUACCCAAUGUUUAUGAAAGAGAAGUUAUUUAAAGUUUUCUUGAUCUCAGAUGCUCUUUCUUUGUUUUCAUCCACUACUUCUGUGCUCGUGUUUUUAGAAAUCCUCACCUCACGCUACGUGCAACACCUUACUUUUAUAUACUAA